Hemicordylus capensis (graceful crag lizard) is the source of this 4144-nucleotide messenger RNA. It is a transcript of the gene RASAL1, whose product is annotated as RAS protein activator like 1. Gene Ontology annotation, biological process: cellular response to calcium ion; regulation of GTPase activity; negative regulation of Ras protein signal transduction. NCBI's taxonomy places the organism in Eukaryota, Metazoa, Chordata, Lepidosauria, Squamata, Cordylidae. The record is from RefSeq and is a predicted model, not a curated record. The transcript is spliced from 21 exons. Gene Ontology annotation, molecular function: GTPase activator activity. The coding region runs from base 308 to 2752 and encodes 814 amino acids.
CCCACUCCUCCGCCCCGGCGGCCACCUGUAGCCGCUACUGCAGCUGCGGCCGCCGGGCACGAGGGCAGAAGGGACGCCGCCGCCGCCGCCGGAGCAGCCGAGCCAGGCUGAGAGGCUGCCCGAGUCGGCGGCGAAGCACUCGGCGGACCGGUUCCCCUGCUUGGCUGGCGUGGCGACUUCCCGGCCCGCGGCGGCGCUUUGCAUCUGGGCAGCCCAGGAGGAGGAGCAGCAGGAGGGAGGCGCCUCCGCCGCCGUCGAGGAUCCGCGGAGCCCCGUCCAUGCCCCUGCCCCUGCUGCCGCCGCCGGCAUGGCCAAGAACACGUCGCUGCACUUCCGCGUGGUGGAGGGAAGGGACCUGCCCGCCAAGGACGUGUCUGGCACCAGCGACCCCUACUGCAUCAUCAAGGUUGACAACGAGGUGGUGGCCAGGACUGCAACGGUGUGGAAGAACUUGAACCCCUUCUGGGGAGAGGAAUAUACCCUGCACCUCCCCAUGGGGUUCCACAACCUCUCCUUCUAUGUUCUGGAUGAAGACACCAUCGGGCACGAUGAUGUCAUUGGCAAGAUCUCCCUCAGCAAAGGCUUCAUCUCUUCCCAUCCGCGGGGAAUUGACAGCUGGCUCAACUUGAGUCGGGUGGACCCCAACGAGGAGGUGCAGGGGGAGAUCUCGCUGGAGCUGCAGGUGCUGGAGGAGGCCCAGAAGCAGGUGCUCUGCUGCCAUGUCAUCGAAGCCAGAGACCUCGCUCCCCGGGACAUCUCUGGCACCUCAGACCCGUUUGCCCGGGUGCUGUGGAACGGGCAGGUCCUGGAAACAGCCAUCAUCAAGAAGACCCGCUUCCCACACUGGGACGAGCUGCUGGAAUUUGUCCUGGAGGAGGGGACGGCCGGAGAGACCCCCUUUGUGGUGGAAGUGUGGGACUGGGACAUGGUGGGCAAAAAUGACUUCCUGGGGCGGGUCGAGUUCUCUUUGGACGUCCUCCAGAAGGCCCCUCUGAAAGGAUGGUACCGGCUUCUUCCCUUCCCUGGUGCAGAGGAGGAUGCUGGGGGGAAGCUGGGGGCCCUGAGGCUGCGGGUUCAGCUCGCUGAGGACAGGAUCCUGCCCUCCAAGUAUUACCAGCCGCUCAUAGACCUGCUGGUGGAGUCCGUCUUGUGCCCUCCAGAGGGGAAGGAGGAGCUCACGGCCCUGGACCUGCUGGAAGAGAUCUGCUCGGUGGACAGUCGCCAGGAUGUGGCCACCAAGCUGGUCAAGAUCUUCCUUGGACAAGGCCUGGUGGUGCCCCUCCUGGACUACCUGAAUGCCGGGGAGGCUUCCAGGACAACCGAUCCAAACACUCUUUUCCGCUCCAACUCACUGGCCUCAAAAUCCAUGGAGCAGUUCAUGAAGGUGGUGGGAAUGCCUUACCUCCAUGACGUGUUGAAGGCCAUAAUUAACCGGAUCUUUGAGGAGAAGAAGUAUGUGGAACUGGAUCCGUGCAAGAUAGAGCUAAGCCGGACCAGGAGGAUCUCCUUCAAGAGCUCCCUGUCCGAGGCCCGGAUCCAAGAGAGCAGCCUGGAGGUGCUGAAGGGCUACCUGCGGGACAUUGUGGAGGCCAUUGUGGGCUCGGUGGAGAGGUGCCCCCCCACCAUGAGGGUGUCUUUCAAGCACCUGCACAAGCAAGUGGAGAAAUGCUUCCCCGGGAUGGAGAACCAGGAUGCCAAGUACGUUGCCAUCAGUGGCUUCCUCUUCCUCCGCUUCUUUGCUCCGGCCAUCCUGACCCCGAAGCUCUUCAGCCUCCGCGAGCAGCAUGCCGACACCCAGACCAGCCGCACCCUCCUGCUUUUGGCCAAGGCCGUGCAGAGCAUUGGCAACCUGGGGCUGCAGGUGGGCCGCGGCAAGGAGCAGUGGAUGGAGCCCUUGCACCCCUUCAUCCUGGCCAGCGUGGGGCAAGUCAAGGACUUCCUGGACAGGCUCGUCGACGUGGAGGCCGAGAAUGAAGGCCGUGAGAAGGAGCCCUGGGCCCCCUUCCACCCCUCGGCCACCAUCAAGGAGGGCUACCUGAACAAGCGCAGGGCUGACGGCCUCCACCUGGUCUCCCGGUUCACCUUCAAGAAGCGCUACUUCUGGCUGAGCAACGAGACCCUCACCUACGCCAAGUCUCCUGAAUGGCAGGUGCGCACAUCCAUCCCCGUCCAGCGGAUCUGUGCCGUGGAGCGCGUCGACGAGAAUGCCUUCCAGCAGCCGCACAUGAUGCAAAUAACGACACGGGACAACGGAGGCCAGUUGCUCACCAUGUACAUCCAGUGUAAGAACGUCAACGAACUCAACCAGUGGCUCUCGGCCGUCCGCAAGGCCACCAUCUCCAACGAGUGGAUGCUCCCUUUCUGCCACCCGGGCACCUUCCGGGGCAACCGCUGGACGUGCUGCUUGCAGACGGAUCGUGCCGUUCGUGGCUGCAGCCGCACGCAUUCUGCUGUGACACUCGGCGACUGGAGUGAUCCUCUGGACCCAGACACGGAGGCCCAGGUGAUAUACAGGCAGCUUCUGCUGGGCAGAGACAAGCUCAGGGAGAAAUGCGUGGAGUUGUCCAGGGCAGCAGCCACCGGGAUGGAGCCAGGCCACGGAGCCCCCCAAGACACCCGCGCCCGGAGCAGGCCAGCAGCCGCCCGCCUCUUGGAGGUGCUCCAGGACCUGGAGUGCGCACACCGAGCCUUUGAGGACCAGGAGCAGGAGGAGGAAGAGGCAGCAGCAGCCCAGCCCGUGCCCUGCCCCUGAGGGCCCGCCCCUCGUGAGCCCCCACCUGUGGCUCCUCUGUAUCGUACUGAUGUGUCUGUCUGCCGUGGGGGGCGGGAGGAGGGGGGGCUCUGGGUCUCCCGCCACGUGUGUCAGUCGCUCUCUGCAGCUGGGCAGAAGAGUGGCGCUGCACCCGUUGGGGCUCUUCCCCUCUGAACGUGUCUGGUCUUGACGUGGGGCCCCUGGGUAGGCCAGGCAGAAGACCCCAGCGGGAGGGCCAAGGGCAGGCCAGCAGGGCGCCCCCCCCAGGGGCUUAUCUCGGCCAGCGGGUGGGAUGAGGAGCCCCCAGCGAGAUCCCAGCUGCUGGGGAGAUGGAGACUCGGGCCCCUGAGCGGCUGGCUCCAGAGGGCCCCCAUUUGGCUCAUGUGGGGGGAACCCAGCGGCUGGGGCUUCAUGAGACUCCCCCCCCCGGUGGCCCCACCAUCACUGCCGUCAAGCCAGCUUGGGGCCUGCUGAGCAGCUCUUUCGGCUGGGCCAGGAGAGCCACUCGGCUGCGCUCACUGCGUUUCCCAGGGCAGCCCCGUCCCCAACUCCCCCGGGAGGCCCUGCUGAGAGAGGUGGCGGCCACAGGCCAGAGCCCCAUCAAGCAGCGCCUGCCACCCCCAGGGGGCUGUGCGGCAGGCCCUCCGCGGGAGCUCCCUCCCUCCCUCCCCCCGGGGACGCCCAACGGCAGGGCAACCGCUCAGCAGGCCCCGGAGGGUGCGGAGCCAGAAUGCCCCGGCAGGCCGAGGGGGUCUUUCCCAGACUUGCCAAGCAGGCAUUGCUGCUGCUGCUGCCGCCGCCGCCAUGGAGCCCUGCCCCUUCCCUGCCUCGCCAGACUCGGACUCCUCCGGCAGGCCCCCCUGGCAGUGCCCCCAGACUCCUUCCCCGAGAUCUGGGGGGUGACCCCGGAGCCCUGGCCGUGCCCAGAGGGAGAGUUCACCGGGCCAGUCUGGCAGCUGCAAGGCCCAGAGGCCGGACCUGUGGCUUGGCCCAGCCUCUCUCCUGGCCUCCCUUGCAGGGUUGCUGUGAGGAUGAAAUGGGGGGGGGUCCCCAAUGAGCUGAGCCUCAUGAAGGAACAGCUGGGUGCCAAAGUGACGGACAGAUCUGAGACUGCUCCCCCCCCCCCGCUGCCCCUUUCUGUUCACCAUCCAGGAAAAGCGUCAGAUCUGACGAGCCCAAAACAAAACCAGGCAACUCUUCAGAAAUGUGAAGCUGCUGCCAGAGUUAAAAUGGCAUGUCUGGUUUGGGUUUUCCUUUUCCCAAAUGUGUGAAUUGCUGGCUGGUUGUUGUUGUCUAAAUGAAGACUUAAGUGUUUUGUUACUUGUUCCUAAUUGCUGUGACCUGCUCUGAGCCUUCGGGGAGGAUUCAAAAUAAAAACGCUCCUUGCCUUUC